AAGCAUUUGGAUUCAUCAAACUUGUAGAGCUAACAUGGCUGGUCUAAUGUGUUAUGAACACAUUCUAGCAAGCUACCUAGAUAAAAUGAUGACAAUGAACCAUCAAAGACGGUGGUUGGAUACUUCCUGCCACUCUUUUCCACCACUACCAACCCUAGACAGCUUCAAGCAUACCUAUACCUAUCUCUGAAGUACGGACCAAAUGACGCUUUCGUCUCUAUGGAUAUAUCCAACAACAACAGAAAAGAGAUUCGUGGCAUCUGAUCUCAAUUGUACGUAACAAUUACCCCAUCCCUUCACCAGGUGGGUAAAAGCCGACAAGGCCAACGAAAGCAGCAUCAAAAGCUCCUUCCCCCCCCCAGUGACUAAAAUUUUCCUACCCCAGAUUUUCUAUUUUCUCCAGAGUUGCGAUCGCUAUCCUUAUCGCUGACCCUUUCGUUUCAGAUGAAAUAGAAGAGACUCUACAUCAUAACCACACCACACCACCCUCAUCGUCUUUUCUUAUCGCAAGCUCAACCUCAUUCCACACCACCACCCCCACUAAAAUAGACAACCUCAUCAGCUACAAACAACCACAUCGCCAAAUUGCGUCAAAACUACAAUUUCCAAAAAUUUGGGAGGGCUGAAUUAUCAGAGCGAUAUCGGAGUGGUGGUACCAACCCUCUCACAAAGAUACACGCAACCAUGGCCACCCAAGCGCAAUUACCAGAGGGCCGUGUCCUGAUCAUUAUGACAGGGGGAACGAUAUGUAUGAAGCCCUCGCCAGAUGGAGAGGGGUUGAUUCCUGUCAGAGGGUUUUUGAAUCAAGGGAUGGCUCCGAGGCCUUCGUUUAACGAUGGAUCUAUGCCUGGUAUGAGAUGACUUUUUCCUUUUGUACUUGAUUUUAGUGAAGGGCGCGAUUUCGGUUUUCAUCUCGCCAAAUGAAGCUUUCGAGUGAAAGUGGGUGAUACGAUGUUUGGGGGUGGUUUUUGAAGUCUUGUUAUGUACUGAUAGCCCUCGCGUUGGCCAAGAAAAGUGACAACCAAGGAUUCGAACUUGUGUUAUUCUGCUUUUCUGGAGUUGUACAAGUGAUCUUUAUAGAGGCUCAGAACAAUUGAGCGCAUUGUUUUUUGUUUUGUUUUGGUUUUUUGGUCAAUUUUCAAGUGGUUAUUAAGCAUUGCUUAAGCUACUCGUGGAAAACGAAGAGAGCGGCGAGUAUCAAAUACUUAUCCCCUAUCCUUACUAUGUAUCGCUAGAUGCGAUCUAUUAUAAAACACUUUCCAUCUUUCUCCCCAUUUUUCAGCAUCACCGGCCACAAAAAAUGAAGAAGAAAGAAAAAGAAAAAGAACUCCAAACUCACCUUCCAUACUCCAACACUAACAACCCCCAGAACCCCUCCCAGUAAUGACCACUGCAACAACCAAGAAAUACCUAAGAAGUCUCCGCACCCCACCAAGCACCUACUCCCGCCACAUCCGCUACACCCUCUACGAAUUCCCCGAACUGCUAGAUUCCUCUUCCAUCUCCUCGGAAGGAUGGACCCAAAUCGCCACCACAGUGCAAAACAAUUACUCCCUCUUUGAUGGCUUUGUAGUUCUCCAUGGCACCGACAGUUUGGCGUAUACCAGUUCUGCGCUAUCUUUUAUGCUCAGCCAUCUUGGUAAGCCGGUUAUUUUGACGGGGAGUCAGGCUUCGAUUUUUGCGUUGCAGAGUGAUGCCGAGGGGAAUUUGCUGUAUGUUUACCCCUUUUUUCUUUUCGCUUGUUUGUUGUCAUGGGGUGUUGAAAAGUCUUGCGAGGCUUGGAAGCUGGUCUCACGGAGUACUGCCUUCAGGUACGCGAGAUGUAUCGGUACAUAUCGUUACUCCAAUCGUUCUAGAUUAAAGAACCCAUGUAGUGAGAAGUGCGAAGUUUUGAAUUAAUUGCUUUGGUUAUGUCAAAUAUUGACAGUCUCAAAACGAUUAAGCGAAAUAUAUCAUGCCCGACAUGCCUUGAACUGAUUCAGAGCGUCUGGAUAAUCAGACCGAAACAACGUCUUAUCCUUACUACCGUUUCCUUCUUCCCAUUCUCACAACAAAAACAAUACAUCAACUAACAACCCACAGCGGCUCCCUGAUCCUCGCCGGUACAUUCAUGAUCCCCGAAGUCUGCCUCUUCUUCCACCACCGUCUCUUCCGCGGAAACCGCACCACCAAAGUCUCCGCCUCCUCCUUCGACGCCUUCGCCUCACCCAACUGCGAACCCCUCGCAACAAUCACCGCCAUGGGCGCAGAAGUAAACUGGAACCUCGUCUGCCGCCCCCGAUCCAUCGCCCGCUUCGACGUCCUCCGCCGUCUCGACACCGCCCACGUAGCCUGUCUCCGUAUCUUCGCAGGCAUAAAACCCGAAAUGAUAGCUGGAGUCCUACGAGUCCCAGGACUCCGCGGUCUCAUCCUCGAGACGUUCGGAGCGGGAAAUGCACCCAGUGGCGAGGACGGGUCAUUAACGGCGAUUUUCAAGGACGCUGUCGCGAGAGGGAUUGUCAUCGUUAAUGUAUCUCAAUGCCAAUCCGGCUCUGUAACCCCAUUAUACGCCCCUGCCACAGCACUAGGAAACGCAGGCGUAGUCUUCGGCCACGACCUCACCACCGAAGCCGCCCUCACCAAACUCUCCUUCCUCUUCGCCCUCCCCGAAAUCACCUACGAAGACAUCAUCCAACAAAUCCCACUCUCCCUCCACGGCGAAAUCACCGAAUCAUCCACAGCGCAAUUCUCGCACCCCUCCUCCAAAAAACCCCAUCUCAGCGAUCCCCAAACCGCCUUCGCAGCCCUCGGCUACGCCAUCGCCAAAGGCGACGUCGAAGCUGUCACUGAAAUGUUGGACGGUGAUCAGUAUGGCCUCUUGGAAGCUCAGGACUACGCGGGGAAUUCGGUUCUUCAUGUUGCGGCGCUGGGACCUGAGAAGAGGGUUAUGAGGGAGCUGUUGAAGAGGGGGGCGAGUGUGCAUGCGAGGAAUCGGGCGGGGAACUCGGCGCUGUUUUUGGCGAGAAGGAUGGGGAAUGGGGAGAUGGUGGGGUUGUUGGAGAGGGGUGGGGCGCAUUUGCAUGUUGAGGAGGUGGAGAGGGGGGGUGUUGAUGUUGGUGUUGGUGGUGGGGAGGGAGAGGGGGAAGGGAAGGGAAGGGGAGAGAGUAAUGGAGGGGUUGGUGGUGUUGGUGUGUAA
Messenger RNA from Hymenoscyphus albidus, 3175 nucleotides. NCBI's taxonomy places the organism in Eukaryota, Fungi, Ascomycota, Leotiomycetes, Helotiales, Helotiaceae. The record is from the annotation of a GenBank genome assembly.